CGGAAUUGCCACUGAACAUUUUAGCCUUCCCCAUUCCAACAAACACCGUAUAUAUCUUCAACGGUUCACCGCCAUUUUCAGUUUCACCAUCUCACUCUUCUCUCAGCGUCUCCAUGAAUCUCGGAACCUGCGCUGCGGGUGCACCGUACCGAUGGGUGCACCUCCUUCAACAGCAAGGAAGAGGAAAGCGAGGAUGUGUGACAGUGAGAGUGAGAGGGAGCGCAGGAGAAUCCUCGUACCUUGACAUGUGGAAGAAAGCGGUGGAGAGAGAGAGAAAAACCACAGAGUUCAGCAGAAUCGCUGAUCAUGCCUAUCACUCUGACGGCGCUGUUGAGAACGAUUUCCAGAAGAAAACCACCGAUUUCGAGAGGCUUCUCGAAGUUUCCCCCGAAGAGCGCGACAGGGUUCAGAGGAUGCAGGUCAUUGAUCGCGCCGCAGCCGCAAUCGCCGCCGCCAGGGCCAUUCUUAAGGAACGCAGUGACGCCGAUUCCGACACUGCUACUAAUCAACGAGCCGAAUCAGGUUUGGGCAUGGGAUUGCAGAAUGGGGGCAUUCUCGUGCCAGAGUCAGGAACUAGGAGAGAUGGUGUACCUGGCCCUGAUUUUUGGUCGUGGUCACCCCCGGUUGAUGUGCCUUCAGAUAACGCCGGUGGGUUGCAGUUAGAUCGUAAAUCUUCAGUUAAUUCAAACUUGCCCAAUCCUGUUGCAGAGAAGGAACGGUUGCCACAAUAUCUCUCUAUUCCGUUUGAGAGUUUAUUUCCUCAAAGCCAGCACAGUGCUACUCUUCCACCCUUGCAGUCAUCUUUAGAGGUUGAAGCCUCCACCUCCAGUCUAGAGUCACCUUCCUUGGAAGAGGAACAGAGUCGUGGUGCAUUAUCUUCUGGCUAUGCAGCUGAAGCAGCUCGUGCCCUUAGUGAGGCCAGUCAAUCAUCACCCAUUGGAUUUAAUCCGGAUGGAUCGAGAUGGUGGAAAGACACAGGAAUGGAGCGAAGACCUGAUGGUGUUAUUUGCAGAUGGACAAUGACAAGAGGUGUUAGUGCUGACAAAGCUAUUGAGUGGCAAGAGAAGUUCUGGGAGGCUUCUGACGAGUUUGGCUAUAAGGAACUUGGUUCUGAGAAAUCAGGACGUGAUGCUAAUGGAAAUGUUUGGCGUGAAUUUUGGAGAGAAUCCAUGCGCCAGGAAAAUGGGUUUAUGCAUAUUGAGAAAACUGCAGACAAGUGGGGAAGUAAUGGUAAAGGUAAUGAGUGGCAUGAAAAAUGGUGGGAACACUACAAUGCGUCUGGUCAAGCAGAAAAGUGGGCACACAAGUGGUGUAGUAUUGAUCCCAACACCCUCCUUGAUCCUGGGCACGCGCAUGUUUGGCAUGAAAGGUGGGGUGAAACAUAUGACGGGCAUGGUGGCAGCAUAAAAUACACUGACAAAUGGGCUGAACGCUCAGUGGAUGGUGGAUGGGAGAAAUGGGGUGACAAAUGGGAUGAAAAUUUUGAUCUAAAUGGAACUGGUGUGAAGCAGGGUGAGACCUGGUGGGAAGGUAAGCAUGGAGAGCGCUGGAACCGAACUUGGGGCGAACAACACAAUAGUUCUGGUUGGGUUCACAAGUAUGGGAAGAGCAGCAGUGGGGAACACUGGGAUACACAUGUAAUGCAAGAUACGUGGUAUGAGAGAUUCCCUCAUUAUGGUUUCUUUCACUGCUUUGAAAACUCCGUCCAGCUCAGGGAAGUUCCAAAACCAUCUGAAAUACAGGAAACUUAAAUUUGCAGAAACUUCUACCUGAGAUACUAUGGCGUUUUCUUUUCUUGAAGGCAGAGAUACAGAGACCUUAAUCUGCCGAAACCAUCUGAAAUGCCGAGGAGACCUUAAUCUCCUCCACCACCCUAUCUUUAAUAAUCAUAUUUGACGGUGUUCUGAAUAUGGAAAUACGCAAACUUGUGUGAUAAAUUGAUGAUCAUAUCAAGCUCUUCUGUAAGUGUAAGGACUGAAUAGUGUUUUCCUUGUUUCCAAUACAUCAGCAAAAUAUAUUUAUACACGUAUUUCUUUCC
Molecule: messenger RNA, 2038 nt
Organism: Abrus precatorius (Indian licorice)
Lineage: Eukaryota; Viridiplantae; Streptophyta; Magnoliopsida; Fabales; Fabaceae
Exons: 4
Coding region: 114-1751 (545 amino acids)
Biological process (GO): regulation of starch metabolic process; starch metabolic process
Cellular component (GO): chloroplast stroma; starch grain
Molecular function (GO): starch binding
Source: RefSeq, a predicted model, not a curated record